UUUUCCUUUUCUUCUCCCUCUUUUCAAAAUUCAUGCACAGAGGUCUUUUGUUAGCUCCUCCUCUUCUCUCAUAUUCGUAUCCUCCUUCCCAUUCACUUCAUAACUAUCAGCAUCAACAGCCUCCACCUCUCCUUCCUCUACGAAUCCCCAACAAUAAAACCCUUCACACCUCUCUCCCAUCUCUGAGCCGGAAUCUCUCUUGUCCUCCCACUAAUAAAAAGUUCAACAGGACAAGAGACCAAUCUCUGACCCCUAAGAAAGCAAAACAACCCACCACCAAGAGACCAGAGCAAGAGCCAAAGACAGAUUUUUUAAAACCUGCUAAAAAACCAAUAGCAGAGUCUUUGAUCUUCACAUCGGUCGACCCUUUAGGACCAGACCCAAAUGAUCUUCCUAAGAAUGUAUCUAAGAUUUUAUCUGCAGGUAUUGAUGCUGUUAGUGGUUUUGAGUUUGAGAAGUUUUCAGGUUUUGGGUUUACUAUAUCUCCACCUCCAAGUAGCUUGCCUUUGCCUAAGUUUUCUCUCAGACCCAAGCUCAUCAGUUGUAACGCUGAAGCUGCAGGGAUUGAUGCUGGAGCAACAGACAAUCUCCGCCGANUGACAUAUCAAUAUGAUAAAGCGUCAAUCGGAGAUAAGGAGGAGAAAAUUUUCAAAAGAGUGUGGUUUCUUCACACAAGGUAUUCAGGUGCAAAAGAACGGAUUAUUCGUGGUUGUACUGGUGUUCAAAUGUCUUGGAUUCGUUCGAGUGUAGAUAAAUCAAGGCGAGAGGACAAGGAGUGA
This is a messenger RNA of Pistacia vera, 779 nucleotides long. RefSeq lists its product as uncharacterized. The transcript is spliced from 3 exons. Lineage: Eukaryota; Viridiplantae; Streptophyta; Magnoliopsida; Sapindales; Anacardiaceae. The record is from RefSeq and is a predicted model, not a curated record. Bases 33 to 779 code for a protein of 248 amino acids.